ACGAGCGGCGGCAGCAUGGCACACACACAGCCACUUCGGCGACAACCAAGCAACAGGCACCAACUUCUCCCGCCACUGCAGCCGCAGCAGCCAGCCCCGCUCAAGAUGUACAGCCGCCGAGUCACCCUCACCCUUCUCUGCCUGACCCUCGUGGUGGCCCUUGUGACGCAAGAGGCGCAGGCCAGCAAGCUCAAGAAGGUGGCCAAGUACGCACUCAUCGGCGCCGCCCUGGCGCCAAGGAUCGUCCCCAUCCCGAUCCCGAUUGGUCACCACGCUCACUACGAGCCCCACUACGACCACGGCUGGCACGCUGGUCUGCAGGGCGGUCACGGCUGGUGGUGAGACGACCACCGAGGGUGGCGCGCCACACGCCCGCCCGACGGCAACAAAAGUCAACUACACUUAAGUUCCCGCUCGCUACGAAGAGCGCUCCGACCACCAAAUGUGUGACCAGUCAACGUUUCUAAGUGUUUGUAUAUAAUGUAUACGUGUGCUCGUACCUGACAGCCUACCAUAGACUCACACGGCAUUUGUUUGUCCCCGUCCGAAACGACGUCUUCUCCGCGUUCCUGUCCAAGUGUCUUCGCUUUAAUAAAGCCAAUAAUUCAUUGACCACCAAAAAACACGUCCUUCGUCUUUCCUCUCACGCGCCCACAGAGGCCCCGUCGAUCGCCUCCGGCCCAAACUCACUUAGCCGGCAAACACUUGCCAGUUUGUCCACUGAACAAGAUUCCAAGCCAGCCUUUUAAUUUAUACUGAACAGGCAUCCGUACAAUAAGGUUACUCGUUACGAACACACUGUAGUAGGCCGCUACAGAAAAGGCUUGGAACGACUAUGCGACGCACCGCGACAUAACAUUCUGAAAAGUCGAGUUUUCAGUGAGGCUACGUCAUUCGAGAACGAUCAGUUCGAUUAGCUGCAAUGUACGGUUUCUGUAGUGGCGGUACAGUCGCGCGGCCACCGUUUUGUUUCCACUUUCCUGUACAGAACCACAUUGCGUGGUUGUCGAUUCUACAACAGCCAGUAAGUGCCUUAGGAUGCCGCACGGUCCUUUCUAUAGUAUUUUGCGGCGCGUAUAAACGCCCAGCGAUGGCAAAAGCACGACGACAACGCCUACAGAGAAGACGCAGGCUAGAGGGUGAGAAAACAACGCUGUCACAUCGGGCGUUAUCGACUUAGGCGUCAGUAAGGCCACCGACGAUGAGAGCGCGCGUGCUCUUACGUCAUACAUUCGCUAAACGUCGAGGAAGUCGCGCUGAGUCCGCAACACGGUCGGAAAUCCGUAGAAGA
This is a messenger RNA of Dermacentor silvarum, 1291 nucleotides long. RefSeq lists its product as uncharacterized. The transcript has 3 exons. Lineage: Eukaryota; Metazoa; Arthropoda; Arachnida; Ixodida; Ixodidae. The record is from RefSeq and is a predicted model, not a curated record. Bases 16 to 342 code for a protein of 108 amino acids.